Drosophila suzukii is the source of this 1607-nucleotide messenger RNA. RefSeq names its product Chorion protein b at 7F (gene Cp7Fb). NCBI's taxonomy places the organism in Eukaryota, Metazoa, Arthropoda, Insecta, Diptera, Drosophilidae. The record is from RefSeq and is a predicted model, not a curated record.
CAUUCUGCGGCUAGUAGCCAGCAAGGCAGACAACCGAGUAGAACUAACCGAGAUGCGACACCCAACAGCUGUGAUAAGCCUGAUAUUGGGCCUCGUCCUCGUCACCCUGGUCCACACCGCUCCCGUGGAGGUCGUCUACACGGGCGAGGGCUGCGACUGUCCCACUCAGCUGGGUUACCAACUAAAUGUGCCUAGUCCCCCUAAGCCCAAGAAGUAUGUGGGUGGCGAGUACGGUUAUCGGGUGGAGAAGCCCGUUCAGACUAAGGCUAAGAUCAGCUACAGCUUCGACUUCACGGUGGAGCAGCCAAGGACACCGGCCCCGCCCAAGACCAAUCCCUCCAAGCUGUACGCCAAGGUGGACCGGAUCACAGUCAACAAAGCGGAUUGCCAGGCCAAGAACAAGUCGACAUGCGGCUGCUCGAGUUGCUCCAGCCAUAAACCCAGGUACGUAGCUCCACCGAUCAAGUCGCCGAACGCCAUUCGUCGUCGCAGGGAUCUUCACCAACCUGGUUCCUUGAUCCGCCGGCGGCUAAUGCGCCAACAACAGCUCCAGGAGCGUCCGCCGCGCUAUGUGAAGCUCUACCACAAGGAUUUGACACCUGCCCAGCAGAAGCAGCAGCUCAAGCUCUUUGGCCUGAUCCCGGUGGAAUCCGAACAGCCAGUGGCUGCCUCACCCAAAUCCAAGAGGAAGACUAAGAAAACCCAGCCGAGCUGGAUAGUUCGCCGUUUGAAAAAGCGUGAUAUCAAGGGCGAGUACGAUCUCCUCGAGCAAGAGCGUUCCCAAAUAGAUCUGACUGCUCCGGAGAUAAUCCAGUUCAUGCCGGAGACCCUGAACCCCGAUUUCAAGCCCGGCCAGUGCCUCAUGGGCUGUGGAGCGAUGACAGCAGCGGCACCGCCACCAGAAGAGUCCAAGGACGAUCAGCCUCCAACUGAACAGGGCCAAACCGAGCACACGGAGCAGCCAGAUCAGCCUAAUUCGAUUCCAUCGAAGAGAUCCGCUUUUGGUUACUAUCCCCUGCAGAUUCCCUCGCCGCUGAGCCGUCAAGAGGACUACAGAUUCGUGGAUGACUCACAGCUGAGAAGCCUUCUGUCCACCACUUCUGUGCCGGAUCCCCAAGAGUACAGCUCCACACCGUUGCAAUUUGCAGGCGAUUUAGAAUCGGUUACGAGAAGAUCCUAUGGAGCACCACUUUUAGGUCUCGGCAGUGGCUAUCCCGUGGAGCAUGUUUCCGACUCCCAGCUGGACAGCAUUAUCUCUGGGAUAGUGUACAAUCAUCCGUCCUACAAUCAUUACUCCACAGAGGGCAGUCUGGUGGAUCCAGAACCCGAUCAAAGGCAGCAGACAACCGAUUUUCUCAAGAAACUUAUCGAUGGCCGCCUCGGGGGCUGGGGUUUCGAUCAGGUCUCAGAGCCCGAGCAUAGUCUACGGGAGGAUUACUCCAAAAAACCGUCCAAAACAUAUGGCUACAAUAGCCACACCCAAGACGGCUACAGUGUGGACACCUAUAGGUCGCCACCCAUAACGGAUUACCUGAGGGCAUGGUUCUAGACCCCAAAGACCCAACACAAAAAACCUAGCUUAAGUACUUAGAUAACAAAAAAAAAAA